GGACGCGCGCCAUGGACGCGCUGUUCGCGCUGCUCCGCGCGCUGCGCCUGGCGCUCGACCUGCUGCUGCUGGUGCUCGACCUCAACUUCUUCCUCGUCUCCUCCGCGGCGCUGCGGGGCCGGGAGCUGGCGCAGCGCGGGCUGGGCGCGGCGCUGGGCUGCGGGCAGGCGCUGGGCCGGCAGGCGUGCGAGGCGCUGGCCAUCGCGGGCAGCCUGCUGAUGUACCUGGCCAACAGCCUGGUCAACGUGUGCCUGCUGGGCGCGCAGAACCUGCUCACGCUGCUGGCCGCGCUCUGGGACUCGCUGGCGGGGCCGGCGCUCCGGCUGUCCGAGCUGCUCGCCGCCUUCCUGGCGCACGUGUCCAGCGGGGCCAUCGCCGUGUCCAUCCUGCUGUGGUCGCCCUGCCAGCUGGCCCUCGAGCUGCUCUGCACCACCGCCCAGAUCUUCGUCAGCGUCUUCUUCGUCAACGUCUACGGGCUGGGGUUGCUCCUCCUCAUCGUGGCGGUGGGCACCUUCCUCCUCAACCCCGGGCUGCUGUGGACGCUGGUGGGACACUUCCUGGGCUACUUCCAGGGAUACUUCCUCGCUCUGCCCACCUUCCAGCGCCUGAAGAGGGACGCGUGGCGGCUCUACCAGGUGGCCGUCCUGAGCGUGGGCAUGGCCAUCACCUCCCAGCCCUGGCGCAGGCUGGCGGACUGGGCGCUGCAGGUCACGGACUGGAGCCUGCAGGUGACCAACUGGAGCCGAGGAGGCAGAGGGACGAACCGGGGCAGCGACCAGCGAGGGGCUGUGGCCGUGCCCAGGGCGCUGGGCCGGCUGCUGGACGAGGAGCAGGUGGCACAGCCGCGCCCCGGGAAUCGCGCUGGGACGGCCCAUGGCAGGGUGGCCGUGGGCAGGCUGCUGGAUGAGGAUGAGGAGCGGCUGGAGGCAGGACACAUGCCACUGCCACGCCCUGCUCUGAGCCGUGCUGCCGCAGCACAGCGGCCCCAGGCAGGCAGGCAGGAGCCAGGCACGUCCUGGGGGAAGGCUCCCAGGAAGCAGCAGCUGAACGCGGCAGCCGGGAACGCCGAGGGAGCGCCGGACGACGACCCCUGGGCGCUGCUGAAAGAGCAAGAGGAGCGUAAGAAGUGUGUCAUCUGCCAAGACCAAACCAAGACAGUGCUGCUGCUGCCCUGCAGGCACCUGUGCCUGUGCCAGGAGUGCACAGAGGUGCUCCUGCAGCAGGCCAUCUACCAGCGCAACUGCCCGCUGUGCCGCCAGAUGAUCCUGCAGACCCUCAACGUGUACCUGUGAGCCCCACGGCACAGGGGGUUGGGUUGUUUUCCCACGAGCAGGUCAAAGGCACGGCCCUGCCUGCACUUCCCAGGGCUACCCCGAGCAGCUUCCAAAGAACUGAGGAUGGUGCUGGAAGGGCAGAGCACUGUGGGGGUGUCUGCUGGUCACGUUUGCUACGUACCUAGGUUGUAGCUCUUGCUAGCAAGCACAGCACUGAUCUCUGCAGGGGGCUGGAAGAGUUACCUGGGUUUUUUUUUUUGUUGACCACUUUUGCUGUUUUCAAGGCCUGUUGUGUGCCUCGAGCCUGCAGCAGCCUGAGAUCCAAAGCAGAGCGAUGUUCUGGUCCCUCGUAGCCAAAGCUGAUGGAAAAGUGAAAGGCUCUGCCCUCCUGGGAAUCAGAGGGGCUGGUGCAAGGCACGGGAGGAGUUUUCCCAAGAUCUCACUAGAAAACUACCUGGCUGGCUGCAUUCAGGCCUCUGUUUUCUCCUCCCACCAUGGAAGUGGAAGAGCUCCCUGGGAAGGGGGAAGAGAGUUCCGUGGGAGAGGAAGGAGCACACUCAAGUUUUUUUGGCUCUGCUCCCAGAGGGCUGAGCCUGGCUCCCAGCUGGAGAUCAGAGUUUCCUGGGGUACUUCAGCAUCCCAGCCACUCAGUGGCUUUGGUUUUUGAGGGAUAUCCCUUGCCAGGACAGCGUGGAGCCCUGCAGAGCUCAGUGUUGCUGCUGCUUCCACGCAUCACCUAUGCAAGACUAGCAAGCACACGUCAGGUUUUCCUGCAAAGGGAGGCUGGAGGGAGUUACUCUUUCUGCUUGGGGAACCUGAGAAGUGGCCACCCAGCCACUGCUCCCAGCCCUGGCAGCAGCAGCAGCCCAGCUCUGAGCCAAGGGUGGAGAGCCCUCUCCAGAUAAUACAUAUUUUCAGGCUCAGAGCGCCCUGGAACGGGCAGGUUCACACCAGAGCUUUGCUUGCUCCUUCCCGGGCUGGGCUGGCUAGAGGGAGGAACUCUUUGGGAGGAGAGAGGGGACACCCCAAAGCUCCUGGGAGCUCACAGACAUUCCAGCUCCAGGCACAAGCUCUGCACAUCUGCUGGGAUCUGCAGUUGUGUGCACGGAGCAGCACCAGGACCACGGAUACCUUGGAUUAGGGCAGGGUUGUUCUGUUGUUUUGUCUUACUGUCUGUCACAAAUGUAGCUGGUUUUAAAGUGUCCACUGAAGUCUAAUGAGAGCAUCUGCUCCUGGCUGGGGAGGCCUGAGGUGGCUCAUCCCAGCUUGGGCAACCAGCACCAUUCCAAGAAACUGCUGGGCUGCCAGGGGGCCUUGCACUUAAAAGCUUUUCCUUUUCCAGCUGCUUGCCUGAGGUCAGCCACACGCCACAGCCAACUUUGGCUGCAGCCAGGCUGGAGAGAGCUGACUGCUGCACUGCAAGCCAAGAGCCUGAGGGCAGUUGGCAUGCUUUUCCUUCUCUAUUUCCCCUCUUGAUUAGCAAUUUAAGCCAAAACAGAGGCAGCAGAGAGGCCUGGAGUGCUGAGAGAUGCCUCUGUGCUGUAAAACUGAGCUGUGGCAAGGCACUGUCUUGUUGUUGAGUGGCUUUGCUCUGGAAGGCACUGCCAGGGCUGUUUUCCCUCACAUUUUUUGGGAGCUGGAGGGACUCCCUGGCCCUGGGGCCGUCAGCUGCUUCCACUUCACUUCAAAGAGACGCAAAGCUCCCUGUUACUCAGCCUCUUGUCCCUGUGCCUCCCACACACCUCCCUUGGUAAUUAAUGUUUGCUCUCUCCAGCCACCAACACUUGCAGUUGAGUAGCCAAGCUCUCACCAAAGCAGUGAGUGUGACCCCCCAGGCUGUGCUCCCUGAGGUCUGGCUUUGUCCCAGGGGAGACAGGGAGCUGCACCCUUCCCUGGCUGUGCCUCUGGAGUCACACAGGAGUGGGAGUGUGGCCGUGCCUCUGGCCACAGGCAGCAGCUUUUGGUCAGGACCAGCUCAUGGAUCGUUGGGUGCAAUAUUUCCUACAUGAGUUACAGGGUGAAGGGGAGAGAAGGACACCUCCCCAAAAAUGCAGUUUGUUCCCUCAAACCUUUUUUUUUGUUGUAGCAGUCACGCUUGUUGUUUUAGGGCCUGUUUGUCUGCUGUUUAUAAAGAGAAAGCUUUGCCUUAACUCUUUGCACUAUGGACUAGAUACUGAGCAGAUUAAAGUCUCCUUUACCAAAAGA
Molecule: messenger RNA, 3479 nt
Organism: Corapipo altera (White-ruffed manakin)
Lineage: Eukaryota; Metazoa; Chordata; Aves; Passeriformes; Pipridae
Gene: RNF26
Product: ring finger protein 26
Exons: 2
Coding region: 12-1292 (426 amino acids)
Biological process (GO): ubiquitin-dependent protein catabolic process; protein ubiquitination
Molecular function (GO): ubiquitin protein ligase activity
Source: RefSeq, a predicted model, not a curated record